Adineta steineri is the source of this 231-nucleotide messenger RNA. The record is from the annotation of a GenBank genome assembly. Lineage: Eukaryota; Metazoa; Rotifera; Eurotatoria; Adinetida; Adinetidae.
AUGCAAAUAUUAAAUUUUUUAAAUCAGUUAAAAGAAUUUUAUAUAAAUGAAACUGUAUUAGAUUUAAUUGAUAGUAAAAAACAAUCUAUUGAAUAUUGGAAUAGAAUAUUUCCUAGUGCACCAUUAAUAAAAAAAAUUUCUUGUGAAGAUAUUGGACCAAAUACUAAACAAUCAUUUCAAAUAAUACCAUCAUCAAAAAGAAUUGCAUAUAUGCAAGUUACUUUUGAUUGA